CUGGCCCCACCCUCCCCCAAGUUCCUGCUUUACCAGUAGGGUUUCCUACUAAAGUUUGGGGACCCAGGGAAUGGGCUGGCUCCAUUGCAUGGGAGACAGAGUUACAAUAGCCAGGCUGGAAGCUCCAAGAACCUGCUAAGAGGUGGUUCGUCCAACUUCUGUUUGGCUCUCUUCAGUGGCAGUGGGUGUUUCCUAGAAAACCAUCUUCCCCACCAUGUCUGACUAUGAAAAUGAUGAGGAGUGCUGGAAUAUGAUUGAGAGCUUUCGGGUGAAGCUUAUCUCCAUCAUCGACCCUUCUAGGAUUACACCCUAUCUUCGACAAUGUAAGGUCAUUAACCUCGAUGAUGAGGAGCAGGUUCUCAAUGAUCCCAAUCUGGUCAUUCGAAAAAGAAAAGUCGGUGUUCUUUUGGACAUCCUCCAAAGAACUGGCCACAAAGGGUAUGUGGCCUUCCUGGAGAGUCUAGAACUUUACUACCCACAGCUAUAUAAGAAGGUCACUGGGAAGGAGCCCACCAGGGUCUUCUCCAUGAUAAUAGAUGCCUCUGGGGAGUCCGGCCUGACCCAGCUGCUUAUGAAUGAAGUCAUGAAGCUGCAGAAGAAGGUGCAGGACCUGAACAUGAUGCUGAGUGCCAAGGAUGACUUCAUCAAAGAAGUACGGGUGAAGGACAGCAUGCUGCGCAAGCACCAGGAGCGGGUGCAGAAAAUGAAGGAUGAAUGUGAGAACUUCAGCCGAGAGCUCAAGAGGUGCAAGGAUGAGAACUACGACCUGGCCAUGCUCUAUGCCAGGCAGAGUGAGGAAAAAAACAUGGCGCUCAUGAGGAACCGCGACCUUCAGCUCGAGAUAGACCGACUAAGGCACAACCUGAUGAAGGCUGAGGAUGACUGCAAGGUAGAGAGGAAACACACAAUGAAGCUCAGGCAUGCCAUGGAGCAGAGGCCAAGUCAGGAGGUCAUGUGGGAGAUCCAGCAGGAGAAGGAUCUUCUUCAAGCAAAGAUCCAAGAACUGGAGAGCUCCAUGAGGGAAGGAAGGCGGGACAAGAAUAAUGCUUAUAUCCAGAUUCUGGAGGAAGACUGGAGGCAGGCUCUGAGGGAUCACCAGGAAAAGGAAAACACCAUUUUCCACCUGCGAAAGGAGCUGCGGCAAGCCGAGGCACUCAGGAACAAGAGUAUAGAAGAGAAGGAGAUGUUUGAGCUGCAGGGCAUGGCCCUGCGCAAGGAUUCCAAAAUGUACAAAGAGCGCAUCGAAGCCAUUCUGCAGCAGAUGGAGGAAGUAGCUAUAGAAAGGGACCAGGCCAUCAUGACAAGGGAGGAAUUCCACCUGCAGUAUUCAAAUAGUCUGAAGGAGAAGGACGAGCUCCGGAAGCAGAUCCGGGAGCUGGGUGAGAAGUAUGAUGAGCUGCAGUUACAGCUGUUUAAGAAAGAGGGGCAGGUGCUGUCUAUGGAGAGCAAGCUAAAGCGGCUACAGUCAGAGACACCCAUUCUGAGUUCAGACUUAGAUGACAGCUCGCCCAGGAAUUCUCAGGAGUUAACUCUUCCCAGGGACCUGGAGGAUGCAGCACAGCUUUCCGGCAAAAAUCAUCCAGCUAAGGAGAGACUCCUAGAACAGCCCUUUGCCACCACGAAGGAGAAGCUUUUUCUGGCCCAAAAUGGAGGUGGAUUGAGCAAUGGGGAUCCACAAGAGAAGGAAAGGCGCCGCAUCAAAGAAAGUUUUGAGAACUAUCGUAGGAAGUGGGCCCACAGAAAGGUUCAGCACAGCACCCGACAGGGAGAAGUAGACUGGGAAAAUACCACAGGAAGCGACAACACAGAUACGGAGGGCUCCUAACUGUACAUGACUGCUGAACCCAACCUCUCUGAGAGUCCCUGCCGUCCCCCAAAGUCAGUCUCCUAUCCCUCGUGGACAAAAUGGAGCAGGGAUGCAAAAGAUCAGAAACAUCAUCUAAGCCUCUAAAUCCUCUUUGAGUGGCUUGGAUUCAGAAGGAAAGUUGCGUAUUUCAAACUGCUGAACCCAAGACUUUCUGUUCUGAAUUUAGAUUGACUUAGGUUGGUAUUAAGAUGAUUUUGUAGCCAUAAUGAAGGAC
Messenger RNA from Sarcophilus harrisii (Tasmanian devil), 2081 nucleotides. It is a transcript of the gene CARD9, whose product is annotated as caspase recruitment domain family member 9. Lineage: Eukaryota; Metazoa; Chordata; Mammalia; Dasyuromorphia; Dasyuridae. Gene Ontology annotation, biological process: regulation of apoptotic process; positive regulation of canonical NF-kappaB signal transduction. The coding region runs from base 215 to 1825 and encodes 536 amino acids. The transcript is spliced from 13 exons. The record is from RefSeq and is a predicted model, not a curated record.